Molecule: messenger RNA, 2991 nt
Organism: Doryrhamphus excisus (bluestripe pipefish)
Lineage: Eukaryota; Metazoa; Chordata; Actinopteri; Syngnathiformes; Syngnathidae
Gene: znf653
Product: zinc finger protein 653
Biological process (GO): regulation of transcription by RNA polymerase II
Cellular component (GO): nucleus
Molecular function (GO): transcription coregulator activity
Source: RefSeq, a predicted model, not a curated record
ACAUCAGCUGUUGUUGCCAAGAUGGCGCAUAGCCUGACAGAUUUGCAGGUCCCCUUGGACGCUGAAACGGCUGGGGACCACGGGAAAGGUGCUUUAAGGCGUUGCAGGGGACGGCCCAGACUUACAGACUCUGACCGAGCCCAGCGACGCCUUGAAUCCCGAAAGAAGUACGAUAUUCGGAGGGUUUACCUGGGAGAGGCGCACAAGCUUUGGAGUGAGCUCCGGAGGCGCACAAGUCUGAGUGAUGCUGGACUUGCAGAGUAUUUAAUUCUGCUUCAUUCCACAUUUGGAGAGAAAUAUCAACAGAAACACUCACGGAAAAACACUGCAAGUGAGGAGUCUGUAAACCAGGGAAAAGUAAAGAAAGAGCGUGAGUCAAGCCUCCAUACCCUGGUGUGUUGGUACCAGGAACACUUGCGUUCCUGCCCCCAUGAGCCCCAGCUCAUAGCUUUGGAGCCCCAGCCUAACUUCUCCACGGCUGCCAUCUGGCAAUGUGACUCCGACCAUUCAUUUGUGCAACAACUUUUCUCCCCGCUGAGAGAGACAAGUGACUCGGAGGGGGAGGAGAGAGAGCAUGGAGAUGAUUGUGACAGCGCUGCAAAAAAAGACUCACUGGUGCCUAAGAGAUUAGUCGGUCGGGGAAGAAAAACAAACAAAGAUUUAGAAGAAACUCCGGUUGUUUCUGAGGUUCAACACAUAACCACAAAUAACAUAGAACAGACUGAAGAUCAAUCACACCAUGCCAGUAUGGAAACCUCCUCCAAUGACCUCCCGCUGACAGAACCGCAAGUGUGGGAGAUGGAGAUGGUACUGGAGCGACCCCAAGGCUCCCCUGAAGCAAUGUUUCACUCCCUUGCCUCAGAAGAGGAAGCUGACGAUGUGAGGCAAAGCCGAGAUGAAGGCGCAAAUGAGCAACUUGGAGAAGAGGAGCACAUCGGAUGUGGUUAUGAGUGUGUCACUAUGGCAACGUCCUUUGUUGAUAAAUUGGGAAAGCCGGAUGAAGACUUGAGUGACUCGGCCCGGUCACCUUCCCGGCCAGAGCUUUUGGCCCCACCUGCCGUAGAAGCAGAGGAGCACAGGGGUGAACUUUUUGACCCUCACACUUUGGAGACGGUGGUGACGAGUUGUGACCAGCAGACUGCUUUAGAAGGCUCACAGCUAAUUAUCAUAACCGGCCCCAGCUACGAGGCUCUUUCAUCAGAGGGCAUUCAGCUCAACAUGGGUGCUGGAAAUGUGGAGGAAGUCACUUGCACCGUCCUCAGCGGGGUCACCUACAACCAAGCUUGCGAGUCUGCAUCAAAAACUCCAGCAGUGUGCGAUGACGUCUCCAUGACAGGACUGAGCGACAAGCAGCUGCUGCAGCCAGCUGUUGACUCUCUGGAGCUAAGUAGCGACCGUGAGCUGCAACGGAGUCUUAGUCGGUCAAAGAGAAACAGGCGCGGCCCAGUUAUUGAGGCUGAUGGGAUGCUAAAGAUGUUCCAUUGUCCAUACGAGGGUUGCAGUCAAGUCUAUGUAGCCAUAAGCAGCUUCCAGAAUCAUGUCAACCUAGUUCACAGGAAAGGCAGGACCAAGGUUUGCCCACAUCCAGGCUGUGGAAAGAAAUUCUACCUGUCUAACCACCUGCAUCGCCACAUGAUCAUCCAUUCAGGAGUCAGAGAUUUCAUAUGUGAGACAUGUGGAAAGUCAUUUAAGCGUAAGAACCACCUGGAAGUUCACAGGCGGACUCACACAGGAGAAACACCUUUACAAUGUGAAAUCUGCGGCUAUCAAUGUCGUCAGCGUGCGUCCCUAAACUGGCACAUGAAGAAACACACCCCAGAAGCCCACUACAACUACACGUGCGAGUUCUGCAGCAAGCGCUUCGAGAAACUGGACAGUGUUAAAUUCCACAAGCUGAAGAGCCACCCAGAAAAACUGUCCUCCUGAGGGGGUUCGGGCUAUGGCUGAAAAGGAACUGAGGUACCAGAGGAAGACUCUUGAUGAAUAUUAGUUGUGUUUUUCAAAACAACAACAAAGGUCUGAUUAACUGCUGUGCAGGACACAGCCUGUUGUAAUUCAUGGAUGUUUAAAAAAAAAAUGUACUAAACUCCAUAUUAUUGUUAAUGAAAAAAAAUACACUUUCAGUUUUACCAGAGGACAUCUCAUGUUGUGUCCUUCAAUGUUUUUUUUUUUUCAUUCAACCAUGAUUAUAGCAUUAUUGUUACAAGCAUGUGUGUAUUGCCAGAGCAGACAGUAGCAUGAGCGGUGUAGCUUUAAGCACCAAGGCAUUGUUUUGGUAAAUAUUCAAAAUAUUCAAGUCUGCAAGAAUAUAAUCCAGAUAAAUGUAAUCCAGAUGUUGCAGGUCGCCAUCUUUGCACAUAGUUUUAUUAUGAAGGCUGAUUACAACCAAAAUAAGAAUUGUUGUGUAGUUUGUGAAUAUUAAGCUAGCAGCAUAUCUGUGUUAUUUAAACUGUGAAAAUGACAAGAUUGAGGUUGUAAUUUAAGAUGACGUAUUACUGUUACUGACACUGAACAAAGGCGUGUGUGUGUGCGCGAAUCUUCCAUUUACUAUCGAUUUACUUACACUUCCAGUCAAGUGAAUAUUAUAUGACAAUUUCUCAGGAAAAUUCUCUGUCCGACUGUGUCACGUUAUAUUGUUUGUGUGUUAUUUUCUAAGCACUUUUUCUUCCUUGUCAGUCCUUUCAACUGAUGAAUCAUUAAAAUAUGUGGCCUCUAUUCACACCGUACUAUUAUUUAACUAAAUGUCAUUUGCAGUGUGCAGCAUGCCUCUUACAUAAAGCACUUGCAGGUGUUUGUGUCGAGUGUGGGUGUGCACAGGACACAUUAGUGUCAUGGCACAGUCAUGACCGAUACUCAACCUUUCACUCUCUGUCAUUUAAACUGGGGAAUAUUUAGGGAAAUAUACAUACAUGUGACUGUAAAUGACUAUUUAGAAGAUUAGAUUAGGGUUUGGAGAUAUGCGUUAUUUACUUUGUGGAUGUAUUACCUGCU